AUGCUACUCAUCCUCCUCAUACAGGUUCAGUCCAGGAGCACGCUUGCCGACGGUACGAGCUCGUCGGCAUCGGCACAGCCAGCUCCAUGCCUUCCAGGCCAGGCUUGGGCGCUGCUCCGCCUGAAGAACUCAUUCGAUGCAACAGCCGGCGACUACUCCGCCGCAUUCCGGUCAUGGAUCGCUGGCACGGACUGCUGCCGCUGGGAGGGCAUCCGAUGCGGCGGCGCCCAAGGCCGUGCCGUCACCUCCCUCGACUUGGGAUACCGAUGGCUACGAUCCCCAGGUCUUGAUGAUGCACUCUUCAGCCUAACCUCCCUCGAGUACCUUGACAUCUCUUGGAACGACUUCAGUGCGUCCAAGCUCCCAGCCACUGGGUUUGAGAAGCUCGCCGAGCUCACCCAUCUUGACCUCUGCAGCACCAACUUCGCCGGCCGGGUACCCGUUGGCAUCGGCCGCCUCAAGAGCCUGGCCUACCUUGACCUGUCCACAACAUUCUUUGAAGAUGAGCUGGACGAUGAGAACAACGUCAUCUAUUACUACUCAGACACAAUUUCACAGCUCUCGGAACCGAGCUUGGAGACCUUGCUCGCAAACCUCACCAACCUGGAGGAGCUUCGUCUGGGCAUGGUGAACAUGUCGAGAAACGGCGCACGGUGGUGCGACGCCAUGGCCAGGUCCUCCCCAAAGCUGCGGGUCAUUAGCAUGCCGUACUGCUCACUCUCCGGUCCCAUUUGCCACUCACUCUCGGCCUUGCGAUCACUUUCAGUGAUAGAGCUGCACUACAAUCAUUUGUCUGGUCCAGUUCCUGAGCUCCUGGCUACUCUCUCCAACCUUACUGUUCUUCAGCUUUCAAAUAACAUGCUUGAAGGGGUGUUUCCUCCCAUCAUAUUCCAGCUUCAGAAAUUAACUAGUAUUAGCCUCACUAAUAAUCUUGGGAUCUCCGGAAAACUGCCUAAUUUCUCUGCUCACAGUUACUUACAAAGUAUAUCUGUGAGCAACACCAACUUCUCCGGCACAAUUCCAGCUUCCAUCAGCAACCUCAAAUAUCUGAAGGAGUUGGCACUUGGAGCUAGUGGUUUCUCUGGAAUGCUGCCAUCUUCCAUUGGAGAGAUCCAAGGUGCAAUACCUCAGUGGACAUGGGAGACAUGGACGAUGAACUUUUUCUUGUUGAACCUAUCACAUAAUAACUUUACGAGUAUUGGAUCCAAUCCUUUACUUCCCCUUUACAUUGAAUACUUUGAUCUCAGUUUCAACAAUUUUGAUGGAGCAAUACCAGUACCACAAAAAGGAAGUAUCACACUUGAUUACUCAACCAACCGGUUCUCAUCUAUGCCUCUUAAUUUCUCCAGUUACCUUAAGAGUACAGUCGUUCUCAAAGCCUCCGACAAUAGCCUCUCUGGAAACAUUCCCUCAUCGAUUUGUGAUGCAAUUAAGAGUUUACAACUACUUGAUCUCUCUAAUAACAACUUGACAGGCUCAAUGCCAUCAUGUCUGACGCAAAAUGCAAGUGCAUUGCAGGUAUUAAGUCUAAAACAAAACCAUCUUACUGGCGAGUUACCUGAUAAUAUCAAGGAAGGUUGUGCAUUAAGUGCAUUAGACUUCAGUGGCAAUAUGAUUCAAGGACAGCUACCAAGAUCUUUGGUUGCCUGUAGGAAUCUGGAGAUCCUUGACAUCGGCAACAAUCAAAUUAGUGACCACUUCCCAUGUUGGAUGAGUAAACUUCCUGAACUUCAAGUCCUGGUCCUCAAGUCUAACAAGUUCCAUGGGAAAAUAAUGGAUCCUUUGUAUACCAGAGAUGGAAACAACUGUCAAUUUUCCAUGUUGCGGAUUGCUGACAUAGCCUCAAACAACUUCAGUGGCACAUUGCCAGAAGAGUUGUUUAAGAUGCUCAAGUCCAUGAUGACCAGGUCAGAUAACGAGACUUUAGUCAUGGAACAUCAGUAUUCCCAUGGCCAGACAUACCAGUUUACUGCUGCACUCACAUACAAAGGCAAUGACAUAACAAUUUCCAAGAUCUUGAGAUCACUUGUGCUCAUUGAUGUCUCAAAUAAUGAAUUCGAUGGUAGCAUCCCUUCAAGCAUUGGGGAACUUGCGUUGCUUCAUGGACUCAACAUGUCUCAUAACAUGCUUACAGGGCCAAUUCCAACUCAGUUUGACAAUUUGAACAACCUUGAGUCGUUGGACCUCUCCUCAAAUAAGCUUUCUGGUGAGAUUCCACAAGAGCUAGCAUCGUUGAACUUCCUUGCAACAUUGAAUUUGUCCUAUAAUAUGUUGGCUGGAAGAAUACCACAAUCGUCACACUUCUCGACAUUUUCCAAUGCCUCUUUUGAGGGAAAUAUUGGGCUCUGCGGACCCCCAUUGUCUAAACAAUGUAGCGACCGAUCUGAACCAAACAUCAUGCCACAUGCUUCCAAGAAGGAUCCCAUAGAUGUUCUACUUUUUCUCUUCACUGGGUUGGGAUUUGGUGUCUGCUUUGGAAUUACAAUUUUAGUGAUAUGGGGAAGCAACAACAGGAAGCAGCAAGCCUGAGAGGGAACCAUGUUAUAGAAUGGCAGAAUAUUUUGUCAGUCACUCUUGAUCACUCUAGCAACAGUCAGAAAGAGUAGUAUGAAUAGUGAUGUAUGAAUUAAAUAAAGGAUGAUUAUGUUACCAUGGAAGGAUAAUACUAUGGACAAUGUAAUUAAGCAACAAAGCAGGCAAUAUUGUAUCCAUGAAAAGAUAUGUUUACAUUUGAGAGCUA
Molecule: messenger RNA, 2740 nt
Organism: Oryza sativa Japonica Group (Japanese rice)
Lineage: Eukaryota; Viridiplantae; Streptophyta; Magnoliopsida; Poales; Poaceae
Source: RefSeq, a predicted model, not a curated record